CGCAGUUGCACGUCUCGUAAGCCUAGUUGUCGUCGAGCGUUUUGUAAACCGUUGAUCCUCUAUGUCACAAGUGAAAAGUCUUUUAAGCUUUCUGGGCGAGACUCAAAGUUGUAGCGUAGCUGUUUGACUGAAUAGGGUAGAAAGCGAUGAAGAAGUCAAUCAUUUCGUCGAGCAUGGUGGUUCAUGAUGAGGACAGCAGGAAAACCUGUAACAACUGCGGCGAUUUGUGUCCAGGAUUUUCUGCGCAUUUAUGGCGGAAAAUUUGUCAGCACUGCAGGUGUCCAAGAGAGGAUCACAAUAUUAUUGAAGAUGAUGCCAGGGAAGGCUGCAGUGUAUAUUUAGGAGAUGCCAACUAUUCUGGCUUUCCUAGCGAUGAUGACAGCGGUUGUGCAUUAGAUGAAUAUGCAUGGAUUCCUCCUGGACUUAAUGCUGAGCAGGUGCACGCCUAUAUGAGUUCCCUUCCAGAAGAAAAGGUUCCAUACAUAGACAGCAUUGGUGAAAGGCACCGCAACAAGCAAAUCAUUGUUCAACUUCCACCAUAUGAUAGUGAGGCAAGAUUCUGUAAUGGCCUGACAGAUGAAGAGAAAAAAGAGCUACGAAUCUUUGUGGCACUGAGAAAAAGAGAUGCUUUAGACCGAGGAGUGGUGAAGCAGAUUCCAGAUGUCUCUGAAGGCUACAGUUGUAGAGAGUGUGGUGACCGUGUCUGCCCAGGAUCCAUGGCAGUUUUUGCUCCAAGAGCAGGUCAGAACACAAGUUGGCAUGCUUCUUGCUUUGUUUGUUGUGUCUGCAAAGAGCUUUUGGUGGAUUUGAUCUACUGCUACAAGGAUGGAAGGAUUUUCUGCGGAAGACACCACGCAGAAACAUUGAGGCCCAGAUGUGCAGCAUGUGAUGAGGUGCACGCCUAUAUGAGUUCCCUUCCAGAAGAAAAGGUUCCAUACAUAGACAGCAUUGGUGAAAGGCACCGCAACAAGCAAAUCAUUGUUCAACUUCCACCAUAUGAUAGUGAGGCAAGAUUCUGUAAUGGCCUGACAGAUGAAGAGAAAAAAGAGCUACGAAUCUUUGUGGCACUGAGAAAAAGAGAUGCUUUAGACCGAGGAGUGGUGAAGCAGAUUCCAGAUGUCUCUGAAGGCUACAGUUGUAGAGAGUGUGGUGACCGUGUCUGCCCAGGAUCCAUGGCAGUUUUUGCUCCAAGAGCAGGUCAGAACACAAGUUGGCAUGCUUCUUGCUUUGUUUGUUGUGUCUGCAAAGAGCUUUUGGUGGAUUUGAUCUACUGCUACAAGGAUGGAAGGAUUUUCUGCGGAAGACACCACGCAGAAACAUUGAGGCCCAGAUGUGCAGCAUGUGAUGAGAUUAUUUUUGCUGAGCAGUGUACAGAAGCUGAAGACCGAUGCUGGCAUGUGAGCCAUUUUUGUUGUUUUGAAUGUGACUGUCCCCUUGGGGGUAUGCGUUAUAUAAUGAAGGAUGGAAAUCCAUUCUGCUGUCACUGUUUUAAGUCAAUGUAUGCUGAGUUUUGUGAUGCUUGUGGUGAGCCAAUUGACCCAGAUGCAAGUCAAAUGGAGCACAAUGGACAGCACUGGCAUGCCACAGACAAUUGUUACUGUUGUUACAAUUGCCGCAAACCACUUCUUGGACAGCCAUUUCUACCAAAGAAUGGAGAGAUUUAUUGUUCUCCAGAGUGCAGCCGUGGUGUGCCUACUGUUUACCAAGGACAUGAACAUUUUGCUCCUAUACAAUCAGGCUUUAACACAAAACAAUACAGUGCUCACGAGUCAUGCACUUCUGAUCUUGGAACCCUGGAGUCAGACUAUGUGGCCUCCAGCACUCCAUCUGCCUCUGGCAGGUUGAGUGUUCCAUAUGAGCCAAGUAUUGACGGUGACAGUGUUGGCCAGUAUUCAGGAAUUUUGUCCAAUCGCAGGGCUGGAAACUUGGGAAGACAAUGCCAUGAAGAUGCUUCUGUUGGAAUUGGAGGAUUAUCUAGCACCAUGUUUGGUCUCAUUGAAUCUUCAGGAUAUUCAACUGAUGUAUUUGACAGUGUAAGUGUACAAGGAGGCAACUAUGGCAGCUUUGAUUUUGACAAUGACCGAUUCCAUAAAGGUCAGAAUUUCCAGGAGGUCUCGAGGGCUAGACAAGUACCUGAUAACUUAGAGAGAGCUUACCAAGUUGAAAUAUAUGACAAUAGAAGCACUUCUGACUUCAUACGAGCAACUCCUGUGGAUGUUGAGUCUGCCAAAGACAGUAACUACGGUACUAUUGAGAGCAGGGAUAGUAACUAUGGAACAGAGAUCUCUUCAGCCAGUCAAGAUUUAAACAAGGCUAUUAAGCAUGUGAAAGUAAAGCAAAGGGUUAAGGAGAGGCAUGCCUCUGGAUAUGCGUCAGACCACUGCUCAAGGACAUCCAGAAAUUCAGGUUAUCGAACAAAAGCAAGGCAAAUAAAGUAUUAUGAUUUUUCAGAUAUUGAUGACUUUGGUAAAAAAUGUUACUUCAGUGAAGGAGAAAACCCAAGGCCAUUGUCAAGAUCUUUGGAGAGUUUGACAUGGAGGCCAAACUCUGUGCCCCCUCCACGACACAGUCACAUGAGAACUUCUUCGGGUACGUAUGUGUCAGCAAGGAAGGAGCAUAUGAUUAAUAGGAAGGGCUCUACCCCAAAGGAGCCAAGUAAGUCACGUAAUGGACACACUCAAACAAAAUCAAAAUCAUCUCAGCUACCUUGGGAAGAUCCUUUUGCCAAUCCAGUGGAUAAGAGUAAGUCAAAGCCUGUUAGACGUCCAAGAAUCGCUUACACAGAGGAUGGGUUCUGUGAAAAACCUGCACCACAGAUUGUGAACACAGCUGAUGCAACCAAGAAAAGGAAAAACAAACACAAAAAUUGCUUGGUACAGUGACUUGUCAAAUUUUGGUAGCAAAUGCACAUGACCACUUCAAUGUGACCAUUUGAUUUUGACUUUCAUGCAUGCAUGAAAUCCAUGCAUUGUGUAUGUUUGAAAAUAAUGUUGGACUGCAUGUACUAAUAUAGUCAAAUGUGAGCUGUUGUUAUAAUGGUUGCCACAAUAGAUACAUACAUGUGGCUUGUAUAUUGUAGUUGUUUGGUUUGUUCCAAGUUUUUGUUAUUGCUUGAAUCAAAGAGACAUAUUAAGACACUUUAUUGGAAUUUGGCUUUCCUGCAGUUUUUAACAUUCCCUGUGUGUCAGGAUCAGUAUAUUUUUGACAUGUUAAAAAGACAAGUUUUGUUUACUGAAAAGGUGGAUAUUGAUCAAGUAUGAUGUCAAUGAGCCAAAAGAAUGUUGCAUGCUUUACUCACUCACUCAUCCUCAUCGGGCCCAUGACGACUCUUGCUGCAUGCUUUGGUGUUAUCUAAAUUCAUUACCUCAGAAAAUUCAUAAAUUCUCAAAUGGGCCUGUUAGAUACCAUGAAAGCCAGAAUGCAAUAAAAGUGCACAGCCAUUUUGUUUUUACAAUUUUAUGGGGUUAUAAUUUAGUAAAAAAAAGUAGUAAUCAGGGUUGAGAAUGGAAAUUUUUUGUUAACUACAAUAAUAUUAUUAUUGAUGAUAUCCUUAAAAAUCAAUAUAAUAGAAGUGCUCUAGUUAAAUUUCCUUAUUUCAUUUCAUGAAAUCAGUUGACAAAGUAAGUCAGUAAUAUAUGACAAUUUGCAAAGAAUUAUAUAUUAUCAUUUGAUACUGUGCCAAUAAACACAAUAUCAGCCACACAAAUUUGAAAUGAUGUUGGUUAGACGAAUGUUUGUAAUCAACUGUGAACUCAGUGUACACAUUUGAGCUGCUAGUGUAAACAUGUUUGCAUUACAAAGAAAACAUACUGUUACCAUCUAAAAUCCAUUUUUAACACCAUAUAUUUGCCUUUUGGAUAUUUUAGUUAUAGUCCUUUCCUGUAUUGCCUAAAACACUUUAACUGCAGUGCAAACAAAGACUUUGUUUCAGAGUUAAGUGACAUGAAUGAAAUAAAAUACCAGUAGCCAACAUAAUGUAUCAUGUACUUAGUUGAAAUAAAUGACUAUGAUAAGUGAAUAUUCAUGGAUAAGCCAGAGUUUUUGACACUUGUUUGCUACCUUCAAUGGUCAAGUAUUCUUUUUAUUUAUUGCACUCUCAUUGGCUGAAGUUAGAAAUAUUACUUUUUAGCUCCGGUAUACCUCAAAAUUCUCAUUAUUUUUUUAGCGAAAGUUUUUGUUUAUAAGGACUUGGAAACUCAAUGUAACAUUAAACUUGUGCAAGAAAGAUAGAUCACUUUUCUUAAACAAAGACAAGGUUUAGCAUCAAGCAAGAUUCUUAGAUCCAUGCAUUUUUCUCUGUAACAUCCACAAGUCAUUUCUUACCUUAACUAUUUAAAUUUGUUGUGUUCUGUUUCGGUUUCUGUUCCCUACACAAUCAUAUCUAUAGAUGACGGCAAAAGUUGUUUUAAUUCUCACAUUUUGACAUGUACCGGUAUGCGGUAAGCAAUUAGUAGCAACUAAGGUUUCUUUUGUGAAAUAGUUUUUUUUUCCCUUAAAGCAAGACAAAAAUGGUUUCUACAUAUCACUCCAUAUUUGCAUAUAGCAACAUUGUAUAAUAUUCGUGCAAAGCAAGAAGUGAGAUAUUGACUAUUUCUGCUUUUGGUAUGAUCUCUCGUAUUAAUAGAUGAGUGCUCCUUUGCUCCUGUUCUGGUAGUAAUUUGUUUUUGUCUUAUUCUGUAAAGUUUAUUAUGUAGUAAGACAAUAUUUGCCACAACUUAGAUAAGAUUUUGUGACUACAGUUAAAAUGCUGUGUUGGUUUAUCCAUUGUGAAUGCAUCAUUACUGCAUAACUCUUGUUAUGGUUGGUCACAGUUACACUAUUUUAAAUUAAUAUAUAAUAAUUAUUUGAGAAUAUUGGAAUUUUCAACUUUUAAGUUAUGUUAGUGGUUAAUGAAAAGUUUUCAUAAAUUGUUGCUGGUUUCAGAAUAAACCCUUCAGAUUCAAUGUCA
Messenger RNA from Orbicella faveolata, 4948 nucleotides. Its product is annotated as prickle planar cell polarity protein 3-B-like. The record is from RefSeq and is a predicted model, not a curated record. NCBI's taxonomy places the organism in Eukaryota, Metazoa, Cnidaria, Anthozoa, Scleractinia, Merulinidae. Gene Ontology annotation, molecular function: zinc ion binding.